Porites evermanni is the source of this 770-nucleotide messenger RNA. NCBI's taxonomy places the organism in Eukaryota, Metazoa, Cnidaria, Anthozoa, Scleractinia, Poritidae. The record is from the annotation of a GenBank genome assembly.
AAUAAUAAUAAUAAUAAUAAUAAUAAUAAUAAUAAUAAUAAUAAUAAUAAUAAUAAUAAUAAUAAUAAUAAUAAUAAUAAUAAUAAUAAUAAUAAUUUUAUUCAACUUUAUAAAAUAUGUACAUAAUUUACAGAAAUAUUUGAAGUGAGAAAUAUAACAUUAAGAAUUAUGUAAAUCAUAAAAAUAACAAUCACUGUGUCAAUAACGAUUUCGCAAAUACAUUCCUUGCGGCUCAGAUGUGGUCAAUAACUCUUGCAGGCAGUCCAGAAUUUUAAAUUAAGUCAUAAUAAUGAUAAUAAUAAUGGAAACUUUGUUUGUGUUUUUGAAUGUACAAAUGUAAAUCUCGCUACGUAUAGGCAAUUUACAAAUGCUGCUUGAGAUUGGAUUAUUAAAAAGAAAAAAAAAACAAAAACAAAACAAAAGCCAAAAAAAGAAAAUUCAAAAUUGCAUUAAGUCUGGGCUAUCCCAGUUCCUACUUCUACAACAAAAGAUGUAAUAUGUUGCUCUAAUGGCUAUAUUUAUCAUUUUCUUGAUUAUGUAACGUUGCUGCUUUUUGUCGAUGCCAAUGUCAUUCAUUAUGUCUAAGAACGUGGAGCAUAAUAAUACUAAUAACAACAACAUUAACAAUCGAGCGUGAUAUUGUGGUAUUGGAUAAGAUGGAACGCAAGUGUCUGAUUAUUGAUGUUGCUUGUCUAUUUGACACCCGAGUGAAAGACAAAGAGAAAGAGAAAAUUGAGAACUACCAAGACCUGAAGCGGGAGUUGAAACGG